UCAAUCAUCAAUAACAAUCUUCAACUUGUUCAAAUUCUACUUCUUUUACCUCCACCUUCAAGAAAGUAAGUACCCUUUAUUUCUUUCUUCUUUAUCUUUGCAAAAAUCUUGGCUUUUUGCUUUUCUCUCUCUUUUUUGGUUAUAGGAAACAAAAGUUUGCUUCUUUUUUAUGGGGUGUUGAUAAAAAAUCCAGUGCAUUGAGUUCUUCCAAAAGUUUGGCUUGAAGAGAAAUUCCUCACCUCUACACUAGGUUCCUAUUCAUAAUGGGACUCUCACCAUAUACGACUCCGGCAGAUGCAGGAGUGUUCUGUGUGAUUCUGGUUAGUACAGCCAUAUCCAUCUCUAUUGUCAAGGGAAUGGUUCGAUCUAUCCUUCAUGUGAUUGGCAUCAACUUUGCAUCAUGGGAAGAAUAUUCUAUUGAAGGCCCCUUGGACCCAUUUGAGUGUCGUGGGAGCCCCUCAGGAUCAUACAUGGAGGAGUUCCGAAGCAGAACCCCUGCUGUUCGUUACGAUUCAUUGUGUAUAUCUAAUCACCCUACACAAGAAUGCCCGGUAUGUCUGGCAGAUUUCAACCAUGACGCGGAGAUAAACCACCUCUCAUGUGGCCAUGUUUUUCAUAAGCUCUGUCUCGAGAAAUGGCUAAAGAAUUGGAAUGUCACCUGCCCUCUCUGCAGGAAUUACAUUAUGCCUAAAGAAGGUGAGGAAGAUACUUGUCCGAUGUGAAUUUUGUAGUUUGUCAGGCUACUCCUUCUGUUCGAGAUGUUCUGAUGUACAGCUUAGUUGGGUAAAAGUUUUAUAGAUGACUGCCUGAUCGUUGAGACGGCAUAAUUCUGUAACCUUUUAUGCUGUAAUACUCUGCGUCCUAUCAUAGUGACGGGUCUCUUUGUUGCGACCAAGAAUCCAUACAUUGUUGUACAUAUGUUAUGAAAUUGCCACUUCCUGAUGUUUUCCAUCUUCUGGCUUAGCUAGCAACCUUAUAAGGGAACAUUUUAAUGCUUGAUUGAUAUGGUGAAAUGUCACAUACUCCU
This is a messenger RNA of Solanum stenotomum, 1027 nucleotides long. RefSeq names its product probable E3 ubiquitin-protein ligase XERICO. The transcript has 3 exons. Bases 264 to 722 code for a protein of 152 amino acids. The record is from RefSeq and is a predicted model, not a curated record. NCBI's taxonomy places the organism in Eukaryota, Viridiplantae, Streptophyta, Magnoliopsida, Solanales, Solanaceae.